CCCAAACAUGAGGCAAAGCAGAUAUCCCAACCUGCAAAAACUGAUUUCAGGGAGGUGGCGCCCCCAAAUUAAAUGCAGCCUUACCAGUGCCAAUUAAAUGAACUUUCUAAGGAAGAAGAUAAAGCCAGCCCAGCAGUGAAUGAGUUAACAGACCUUGUGCAUGAUGGGUAAUGUAGUUCUGGGACUACACUUCCACCCAGCAUGCUAUGCAUAGUGUUUCCAGGUUGUGCUUGCAAUCUCCCACUUCCUGGCUGUAGUCGUUAGGUUGGUGGUAAGUGGACUGUAGGGAGAGAUGUCACACUUAUGAAUGUUGAAUCUUUAUCAACCGUGAAUAGUCAGUACAAAAGGGUGCUGUGAUCCAGUAAGUUCCAAGCAUGGAUCCCUUUCAUGGCAUAGAGGUUGGUGCCGAGGUGGAACUCAAUGAUGGCUCAUUGGCUAUGGAUGAUCACACCUCAAUAAAACUGGAGAACAAACGGGACUUACCUCUGUGGCAGCACCUCCAUUACUCUGACGACUCCAGCAGUGACGAGAGCCUAGACCAGCAAUAUGUGGAUUCCACAUCAUCGGUGGUCAAGACCCUGGAAAUCCCUAGUCGUAUUCCUGAAUUUAGGAGCCAGGUUGUGGAAAAUAAGAAAAGGGAGAAGAAUAGGAAUGUAUUAUCGACCAGGAUAAAUAUACAACCGGGCGCUUUCUGUAUAAAUGGAGAGCAGAGAGAUGACCAUUAUUUUGUUUUGAGCAAUGGCUACAGCAAAAACCUCCAAGAACAAGCUUUCCAAUUGGCACCUCAUUUUGAAGAACUGGGGAUCCCAUGCACUGAGGUAAUCUCAGACUCUGGUCAACUACAGCCCAAUUCCGCAGAGGUUUACACAGAAACCACUUUUUGCUAUGAAGAAGAUCCAAGCUUGGGAAGGUACAACUGUUCCGAUGCCAGAACUCAGUGCAACAAGACAAUCAAUGCCCUAGGGAGAAACCACAAAUGUGAGCGAUGUGGGCGCCAGUUUUCGCGUUUGUACAAUCUGGAUAACCACGUGUGCAUUGAGAAGGCUUUUAGGUGUCCCCAGCAAAAUGGCAAUAAUGUAGAGACAAUGAAUAGGUUGGAGAAGAUGUGUGCUGAAGCCCAGAAAGAGCUCCACUGCCUACAAGGACAAUACAAAAAAGAAGAUGUAAGCACUCAGUCCGGUUCCUCAGAAGCUCAAACGUGGAAUCAGGAGUCGCUCUCCGAAUCGGACAUUCCAGCAACAUUUCCCUGUGAUCCUCAUGAGUGUGAAUCAAGCAGCAUAAGCACUCGAGAGUUUCAUAUUUCAUGCAAUGAUAAUGGUGAAAAUGCUGCUUCCCAAAAUGUGACUACCCUUAAAAAUGUUGUUGUUGUUGAUAUGACCAAUUGUAGUCCAACAUUCCCCGACGCAAACCAGGAACAGGACUCGGCAAAACAAGUGGAAGGUAUCGAUCCCCAGCUAGAUCAAAUUAAUAGUGAAUGGACUCAUUGGAAUAGACAUUUGUCUUUCCAAACCAGCGAUGAGAACCCAGACGAUACCACUCCUGAAGAUACAAACAGUUACAAAUGUCAGGAGUGCGGUAAAAUUUACAAUUCAACUUGUUCAUUCAUUAACCACUUGCACUGGCAUCAAAACAAAGACAUCUCCUCUAUGGUGAAUGCAGAGCCAUCACUGGGAGGCCAGGAAUCUGAUGGGACUACCCACCAUGUUGAUACAACCCUUCUAAGCCCUCAAAUGGGCAACUGUGCCAAACCAGCUGAAACGUUCACCUUUGAAUAUUGUGGUAAAGUAUUUAAUAGUCAGGUUGUUGAUGCCACUAACACCGUCUGGCAUUUGAAAAAGGAGGGGCCUGUGACCGUUUUUUCAACUCAAGGGGCCAAUCAAGAAACGGGACAGGUUUCAUCAUUCACUACCAAUGAGCAAAAAAGCGACGCGUGUACUAGUUCUGUUGUGGACAUUUUAACUUGCCAGUAUUGCGGAAGGGUCUUCAAUAAGCUAUGCGCCUACACCAAUCACAGUCGUUGGCACGUGAAAGAAAAGGAGUUGAGAAACAAAUUUAAUGCUGAAUCCACAAGGGUCCUCGUGGAUUCAGAACACUUGAAGGAAGGUGACACCAAGAACACGUUGAAUCAGGACAAUGUGACUUUUGAUGUAGACCCCAACACAGGGGUGACUGAUGUCUGCCUGGAUGACGGUAAUGUUCAAGGUUACUGCAGGCUGGUUAGGCAGCUAAGCUUGGAUGAGCAACACAACCUACCUUCAUGUGAGCAAGUUGUCAAGAGUGAAGAAUCUAGUCGCCCUCCGCUACCUAUGAAGAUGGAAACUAAACCGCAAACGCUACCUGAGGUUCUGGAAUCUGUUCUGGAGCUUGUAGUAGGGACAGAAGAAGUACACGAGAUCCUUCUAAGCAAGGCAGGCCUUGUGUUUAGAAAAGCCGAAAAUUAUGAGAAUGAUGAUGAAGAAGUAGAAGAUAAGGAUGGGUAUGAAGUCUCUGGAAUGCAUUCGGAACCAGAAGAAAACCAGAUCUGUGGAACAAAGUUAGAACUAGCAGCGAAUUGGACCCCUGAAAUUAAGUCGGAACCAGCUGAGAACCAGGUCCCCGGAAUGGAGUUGGAACCAGCAGAGAACCAGGUCCCCGGAAUGGAGUUGGAACCAGCAGAGAACCAGGUCCCCAGAAUAGAGUUGGAACCAGCAGAGUACCAGGUCCCCGGAAUGAAGUUGGAACCAGCAGAGAACCAGGUCCCCGAAAUGAAGUUGGAACCAGCAGAGAACCAGUUCCCCAAAAUUAAGUUGGAACCAGCAGAGAACCAGGUCCCCGGAAUGGAGUUGGAACCAGCAGAGAACCUGGUCCCCGGAAUGAAGUUGGAACCAGCAGAGAACCAGGUCCCCGGAAUGGAGUUGGAACCAGCAGAGAACCAGGUCCCCGGAAUGGAGUUGGAACCAGCAGAGAACCAGGUCCCCGGAAUGGUGUUGGAACCAACAGAGAACCAGGUCCCCCAAAUGGAGUUGGAACCAGCAGAGAACCAGGUCCCCCGAAUGGAGUUGGAACCAGCAGAGAACCAGGUCCCCCGAAUGGAGUUGGAACCAGCAGAGAACCAGGUCCCCGGAAUGAAGUUGGAACCAGCAGAGAACCAGGUCCCCCGAAUGGAGUUGGAACCUACAAAGAACCCGAUUCCUGGAACGUGGCUGAAACCAGAAAAGACACAAAUCCCUGGAAGGCAGUUGGAACCAGAAAAGAAAAUCUAUUCUCCCAAAAUUUUGCCAUCUAAAAUAGCAGCGCAACUUUUAAGCAGACCUAAACCUCCCCACAGAUGUCGCGAUUGUGGAAUUCGCUUCCAUCAGAUUUGGCAAUUAAAGCAGCAUCGACUUAAAGGGUUUGGAAAGACGUGCACUUUAAAGAAGCACCAGUGUGAUUGCGGGCGAACUCCAAUUGGUUCUCUACACUUCCUGCUUCAUCAGCUGCAACAUCUGAGUGACACUACCUUUACCUGUGCCGUGUGCAACAAGUCGCUGUGCGGUUAUCGCCAGCUCCAAGCCCACAGCUUGAUUCACCCAUUGGUAUCACAGUUCCAAUGCAAAUGUGGAAGCCGGUUCACAAAGCUGCCCAGAUAUCUCUGGCAUUCCCUAAAAAACAAGGCAAAGCCUAAACCAAAACUGCAAAUGGGAGCUUGUACUGAACCAUCGCUAUAGUAAAGAUGGCUUCCAUGAAGGGGAAUUCACUAAUUCUGUGAUGUUAAAAUUGUUUAUAUUUUUGCAAUAUAGAAGUACAUUCUGUAAUCAUGUAUAAAGAGAAGAUAUAUUUUGUUAUGUAUAGAUAUUAUUUCAAGAUUGUUAAAACAGAUUUCAUUUAAUUUAGAAUUUCUUUUUAAAAGGUUUAAAAAUAAAGUUUUUUUGAAAUAAA
Molecule: messenger RNA, 3897 nt
Organism: Rana temporaria (common frog)
Lineage: Eukaryota; Metazoa; Chordata; Amphibia; Anura; Ranidae
Exons: 4
Coding region: 375-3686 (1103 amino acids)
Biological process (GO): regulation of transcription by RNA polymerase II
Cellular component (GO): nucleus
Molecular function (GO): RNA polymerase II transcription regulatory region sequence-specific DNA binding; DNA-binding transcription factor activity, RNA polymerase II-specific
Source: RefSeq, a predicted model, not a curated record